ACACAUCUUCCUCUUUUUAAAACAUAUCCCAAUUCUCCUUAACCCUAAACCCUUGUUCCCAACCCACACGACAACUAUAGCUGAAAAAACAAAAAUUCACUACUGAUUUUCAUGAAAUUCCACAAAUCAUAGCUGAGAAACUUUCAAAGCUUUGUAUUAUUUGCGAUUGUGCUGGUAAUAAUCAUUCGAAAAGCUUGGGACGGAUUAUUUUUUUUCUUUGAUUGAGGUACUUUCUUUAUGGCUAGUAAUAAUGCAUACCAAUUGGAUCCCGGUCCACUUGACCCGUCUGUAUUAAUUGAACAACUCACCCAUAGGUCACGAGUUAUAUGGGAUGGCAAAGACAAUAUGGUUCUGAAUACAAGGAGGUGUGAUGGAAAGUUAUGGGACCUCGUAAAGAAAAAUCCCAUCAAGCCACGAGUUUUAGAAGUGAUUAAACUAUCUGGAUUGUACAGUGUUUAUAGAUCUCAGCGGCCUAUUGUUGACCAUAGUUUGAUUACUUCACUGGUGGAGAGAUAGCGUCCCGAAACUCAUACGUUCCACUUUAGGAUGGGUGAGGCGACGAUCACCUUCCAGGAUGUAGAGGUGUUGUAUGGUUUACCUGUGAAUAGUAAUCCAGUACUUGGGAUUGAGCAGACAAGGGACAACGCGCAUUCGCAAAGUAUUUGUGCAAUAUUAUUAGGUUUUACUCCAGUUCCUGGAGACAUCAAAUAUAGUUGCCUCAAGGUAUCUGCGCUUAAUACACAUAUGCAACGUCAGCUAAAGUUGCCGGACAUGAAAACACAGGAUAUAGUCAAUCAGAUAGCUAGAUGUUGUAUGUUUUUGUUGAUUGCUGGUACGUUGAUGGCAGAUACAUCUGUUAGUUACUUGAAGCUUAUGUACUUGCCUAUGCUCAAGGACGUUAAUGCGAUUGGGUCUUAUCGUUGUCUUUGUAAAGCCUCACAGGGUAACCAACAUGAGAUAGCAAGAUUCCUACCACUACUACAGGUUUGGGUAUGGGAGAGAGUUACAGUCCUCAGGCCCCAGAUAGUAGCACAAAGGGAUACGCAAAAUAUUUUCCUGCUGGUUUACCUAGGGGUCCACAUGCUACUAGAUGGUUUGCACGUUUUAGUUGGACCGGCACUACCAGGAAUGUGUUGAAAGUUUUUAGGGACAUACUUGAUUCUUUGACGGGGGAUCAAGUACAAUGUGAUAUUAGUUUGAUUUUAAUUUCAUUUAAAUUAUGAAGACUUAUUUGAUUUGUUUUUCAUGUAGUUUAUCUGGGAACUAUAUUCUGAUGAAUUAAUUGAGAGCCUUCCCGAUUGUUGUCGUGUUGGACGAGACAUAUGGCAUGCUACAGUCACAAUCGUUUGUUGGGAUAUGGUCGAGGUUCACUUGCCUGAUCGAGUUAUGAGGUAAUUUGGGUUGAUACAGGAGAUACCAACUCCGUUUCCAUUUGAUUCCACACAUUUUCACCACGAUCGUCGCGGAAGGCCAAAUACAAAUUGAGAGUUGGAGCAUGCACAAUGGUUGCCUUUUUGGAACGAAUGGCGUCAACGUGUUUUUAAAGCACCAGUGAAUCAUGAACCACUUCGGUACGAUGACCCCUACCUUAUUUGGUUCAAACACAUUACUCGACUUGUUAUUGGUAAUCCUAAUCCACGUCCUCAGCGACAAGAAGGUUAUGUUCCUAAUUCAACGACAUAUGAAGCAAUGGUGUUACACCUCGGAAAUUUUCCCGUGAACGUACAGUGAAAAGUUGCAGGUUUGCACUUUGACCCAGUUGGUCGUAAAGUGGAAUACGGUCCGUAAAGUGAUUUACGGACCGUAAACUGCUAUCGUCCUCCAACCUUUCAAAAAUUUCAACUUUCUGUCAAAUGUCUAAAUGGUUAAAUACGACCCAGAAUAUGGACCGUAAAUCGAAAUACGGCCCGUAAACUGUGACCGUAAACCACCACGACUCUAGCAAACCUUUCUGGUUCUGUUAUGUUUAAAUACGGUCGCGAAGGACGGACCGUAUGUCAUAUCCCGUAAUUUCGAACAUUCGGAAAAUUCGAAAUAAUUUGUGGCUUGUAAGAAAUGAGGCCAUAUUUUGGUUCUAGCCAAUAUGCAUAUGUUACUCAGGAAAAUGUUAAUGUGGAAAUACGAGAGGAGGCCAUGGGCAAAAUUGGAAUUUUGGAAAACUUGCCUCAUGAAAUACAUAAUCUAGCCAAUUGGGCUAAAAAAAAAUAAGAAAGUGAGGCCCAAAUUCAAGAGGCCCAACCGGCCAUAUAGUGCCCAAGCCCAUGGAAUUAACUAAUUCCCAUGUGACAAAAUUAUUAUAUAAGUUGUCUUGAUCCUAUAGAAGCUUCAAGAAAAAUCAAGAAAAACAAAGCAAGAAAAAAAAAGGAAGAGGUUUCGGGUAAGAGAAAGAGAGAAGAGAAAAAAAAAAAGAAAAAUUCUUGGAGCCAAUUCCUUUGGUUCAAAAAUUGAUUUCUUGUGGGGUUAUUACCAAGCUCAAGAUUCUCUACAACUUGGUAUAAUUAUUUUGGCCAAAAGGUGACUUUGGUGGCUAGUGAAGAACUUGAGGAAAAGGUAUGAAUUAAUUCAUUUUCUUAUGUUAUGAAGUUUGGUUUAUGUUGUAAUAUGUAGAAUUGAGUAGAGUGUAUGAAAAUAUGGAAGUUUGUAAAGUGGGUAUGUUGUUUGGAAGUUGGCCGUGUGUAUGCAUAUGUUGCAUGUAUAUAAUGACUUGAAUUCAUGUUGGAAUCUAGUUGUGAUUAUGGUAGAAAUUGUAUUGGAAGUGAAAGUUGAAUGAAUUAGUGGAAGUUGGAAAAAAUAGGUUAUGGCCGUGUGAUGCUAUGGUGAUGAUGGAAUGUGAAUUAAAUUCCGUUAGUAUGUUAAUUGUGUUAUUGUGAAACGAAUGGAAGAAAAAUGGCUCUUGUUGGUAUGGAAAAAUGGUUGUUAAGUUGUUGUAGGAAAACAUGCAAGUUUAUUGUAAUUAUGUAAAUGUGGAAAUGAAAGUAGGAAGAUGCAAAUUAUGAUUAUCAUUGAUGAAGUUGGAAGAUAGAAAUAUGUCAUGAACAUGUUUGCUAAAAGAUUGGAAGUUGUGGGCGAAUUAUGCCCUUGGUAGGAAACUUGUAUAUUGUGCAUACUUUAUGUAUAUUUGGUGAAAACGAUAGGAUAUGCCUUUGAAUCAUGUUGUAGUGAUCUUGAUGAGUGAUGAAUAUGAAAAUAAUAAGUUUGGUUUGGAAGUGUAAGGUCGGAAUGAAAGAUGUUACGUUAUGACGGAAAGAUGGCAAAUUGUGCCAUACUAUGUGUUUUGAAAUACUUGUUGUCAUUAUGGAUAUUGUUGUUGGGUUGCGUUGAUUGUUUGGAUGUGUUUAACUUUUGGGGAUGUUAUAUGUAUAAAGGAAAUGCUGCCGAAAUUUCGGUAGGCAAAUAUGUAAUGAAUUUGGAGUCUUAAGUCUUGAAUUUGACAAUUGGUAAACAUGACCAUUUGUAGAUUCUGGACGAGAUUGGAAUCGAAGCCAAGCGAGCGUAAGGCGCAAUCGAGGUAUGUAAAGCCUACCCCUUCCUUCUUAGGCAUGUUCUGAACAUGAUAGGCUCGGCCGCGAGCCUUAAAUACGACUCCGUUCCUCGGAAUUCAAGAUGGAAAUCCGCUCCAAUUCCUUCAGCGAGAUUGAAUCACUUUUCUUACAACUUGUCCCUAAGGUGAACUUUUGUCCCUAAGGUGAAUACUUCCAAAUGAUUAUAGAUGACCUCAUAAGGUCUUUUAUCAGUACUUUACGUAUGUCACCUCGAGUUGGUCCGAGGUGGGCCCACAGAGCCCCGAUACCUCUUGUAUGGCCUAAAUUGCCUUAUUUCUGUCCGUUUUUCACAGGAAAUAUCGGAACUAUCAUUUUGACCAUGAUAUGACUGUUUUUAUAUAAAUCUUGCAAAACGGUUUUGACAUCUGAAAAUCUGAUUCUGGUUAUAAUCGGUCAUGCCUUCCCAAGUAGGAUAUAGACGCGUAUUAUGAACGCUAUCCGAAUACUCUGAUUUGACUUGCCAUUCGGCCUACUUCAAUUUGAUUGAGUCGGUAUAACGAUCCGUAUGUAUGUGGUUUCUCAUUAAUCUGUCCGUGGAUGUCUCAAAGCUUCCUUUCACCGGAUCCCGGGCCGGUUUAUAUCGUGCGGAUGGACCGCCGAGUCCCUUUUUCGGGGGCCGGGUCCCAUGUAUGAAUCCCGAAGUAUGAUGUGUCCGGUUCCGGGGUACUGUGGUAUAUGUUCAUCCCCGGUUACCGUGUAUAUGAAUUACGAAGUAUGAUGUGUCCGGUUUUCCGGCGUGUGAUCUGUCCCCGGGGUUACCGUGGUUAUGAUAUGAUGUGUUAUGUGAUGGAGAUAUUCGAAGAUAUGAAAUCAUCUGAAAUACGAUGUGCUGUGGCGCCAAAGGCAGGAGUGGCAACCACGUUUCUGUACCCUAUGUAUGAUUCUGUCUGUCCGUAUGGAUUCUGAUCCUGUCUGUCUGUAUGACUUAUGAUUCUGGUUGUCCGUUCGGAUUAUGAUUCUGUCCGGUAUACUUCCGUCUGUCUGUCUGAAUUAUGACUCUGUCCGGUAUACCUCUGUCUGUCUGUUGGAUUAUGAUUCCGUUCGCUAUAUUUCUGUACUUCUGAUUCAGACUAUGAUUAUGUUGUUAUAUUUUCGCUUUACAUACUCGGUACAUUUUUCGUACUGACCCCCGGUUCUUCGGGGGCUGCGUUACAUGCCCGCAGGUACAGACGCACCUGAAGAUACGCCGCCAGUCUAGGGCUCAGAUUCUGCUAUUUUGAAGAGCUCCUUUGGUCCGGAGCGUGUACUUUUGGUAUAUAUCUUCUGUCUUCUGUAUAUUCGGUAUGUAUGGAAACUCCGGGUACGGCGGGGCCCUGUCCCGUCAUAUGACUCUGUCGGUCUGUUUAGAGGUCUGUGGACAUGUUUGUGGGUUAGGGUCUUUCUGUACGGAUGUGUGUAUAUGUUGUGUUUGGGGCGACCCCAUUCGCCGCGGCGGCCGGUCCGCAUAUGUUUAUAUAUUGCUUUGCUGGCCGGUGUGGCCUUUGUUGGUA
Lycium barbarum (goji berry) is the source of this 5032-nucleotide messenger RNA. Its product is annotated as serine/threonine-protein phosphatase 7 long form homolog. The transcript is spliced from 3 exons. The coding region runs from base 547 to 1137 and encodes 196 amino acids. Lineage: Eukaryota; Viridiplantae; Streptophyta; Magnoliopsida; Solanales; Solanaceae. The record is from RefSeq and is a predicted model, not a curated record.